Molecule: messenger RNA, 6212 nt
Organism: Spodoptera litura
Lineage: Eukaryota; Metazoa; Arthropoda; Insecta; Lepidoptera; Noctuidae
Gene: l(3)mbt
Product: lethal (3) malignant brain tumor
Biological process (GO): negative regulation of DNA-templated transcription
Cellular component (GO): nucleus
Molecular function (GO): chromatin binding; histone binding; zinc ion binding
Source: RefSeq, a predicted model, not a curated record
AUUUUUCUUUAAUGGUUUUCAAUGCGAUAACGAUGUUGUAAUGGUUGAAAAGAUACACGAAGAACUCGUCUCUGUGCUGAAACACCGGAAUGUCAUCAUUAAUGGAUUGUAAAAGAUAACUGAGUCUCUGUAAUGAACUCGCUCACAUUCUCAGCAUUGAGAAAUGGAGAGACAGCAAUGUAAUCCACUUCAAAACUUUGACGAACCUAAAACGGAAAUUUUAAAAAAGAGAUUAUUAAAAUCAGUGAACACGUCAGUGAGCACUAAUUUACCACAAAACAGUCCGCAGCAGAAUGUACUACUAAAUACAUUACGCGCGCCAAUAUCGAGCAGCAUGAUUGUGUCUUCAAUGCAGGCCUCACAGAGCUCCUUACCUAUAACACACAAUUUAGUUACUCAUUCCAUUGCUCCUGUCAAGUUACAUCCAAAUAAUUCUCCAUAUCCUUUGCAGCUGUCCACUGUGCAUGUGCCAGUACAGAUUCCAGGAUCUACUUCCAAUAUUAAUGUCCCUGUUCAAAUAUCAGGACCUACAAACACAGUCCCAUUACAAAUUGCACCUGUUAGCCUUCCUCUCCAAGUCUCGGGAACCACCAGUGUCCCAGUUCAGUUACCAGCUGGUGAGACCAUAAAUGUUCCGCUGCAGAUUCCGACUGCCAAUACAAAUAUUCAACUACCUACAUUACCUUCCAUGCCAGUUCUGCAGAACCAUAACCAAUCCCUCCACAGUUCAAUCAUUCAAGUUCACAUGGGGUCAACAAACCCAAGGUCAACCAACAUGGACUCUGAGAUGACAGUGCCAAGUUCAUCUCACCUACAGAUUUCAGAAACAACUAUUUCACAAGUAAAAGUCAACAAUCCUCUUCCACAACAAGUGCAAGUGGCACAUAACAAUGCCAUGUUGCAGAUGCAAAAUGCUGCAAAUUCUAUUCAAAUUAGAGGAGCACCGAGGCAGGUGCCACAUGUACCACAUGUGGUCUACAUACAAACUCCAACUGGACUGAAGCCUGUUUCCAGUACUGAUGUCAUCACACAAGCAAGUACAAGUGGAAACCCACCACAAAUCAUAGUAAGGAGACCAGUAACCACAAAUUCAAAUUUACAUUUGAUAUCAAAUGUAAACACCAAACCUAACAUAGCACCAAAAGUGAAUGUACAGAACAAGUCUUCUAUCUUGGCUCCAGUCAAUGCUAGUCAGCCAAUAGUGAUACAGAAACCAAAGUCUAAUAACGACAAGAUGAUGGUGCCAGUCAGCAUUGCACCCAGCAACCCUAGCAAACAAGCCAUAGCUUAUCUCUCAGGAUCUAUGAAAAAACCAAAUCAGAAGAACUUACCAGAGAAUCAAUCUAUCCUGAUAUCCAACAAUCAGUCUAAUGUAAACGCCAACAAUCAGAAAUUGUUCAUAACUCCAAUGAACAUGCCUAAAAUUCAAAAUACUAAGUUCAUUUUGCCUGUAACAUUGCCUGCAACAAUGGCUUCCAAAGGACCCAUUAUUAAUUUGCAAAUAGCUAAUGGGCAAAUACAAAAUGAUCCACAAGGAAAUAUUACAGUAAUGAGAGACACUGCUUUGGAUUCCCAAGACAUGCCACCUUUGCAACCACUUGGAAAAGUUAUUAUGAAUGGUAAAGAUGUGCCACAAAGCCCAAAAAAUGAUAAAGCUUUUACAUUGUCAAUACCUGGGUCAAGAGCAGAACCAACAGGUGAACAGGGAGAAUAUACACUGUCGAUACCUGAAACAAAUUCUGCCAUGAACGAUGACAUCUAUACUGUGUCUAUUGCAGAUGAUGAUGGUGGCCAUAGAGAGAAAUCAUUUACUCUAGCUAUACCAGAGAAAGGCAAGAGUUUGUUAAAUAGAAACAUGGUUGAACGACAUGAAGUAGGGACAGUUAGUAUAGCUGCCCCUGCGAUUUUACGACGAUCAAACUCUGACAACAGCGAUAGAAAGACAGCGAAUGCAAGUAUGAAGCGCCGCAUAUCCUUAUGUGCAGAAAACUUAUCUAACAGGAAUAGAAUGCCAUUGCCACUGCCAUUACCCAAAAUCGAAAAAAUUGAGGAUCCAGCAGAGGCUGAAAAUAAUGAUGAUCAUCGUGUACCCUCCCUGUUCUGUGAUGAAAAAUUAGACAAAGAUCUAGAGGCUAAACAUUUGGAUUCAGAUUCUGAAGAUUAUAAAGAAACUAAGCCUGAUAAUCUCAAAGAGGCAAAUACCCAUGAAACAUAUUAUCCUAAAAUUGAGGAUUUCAGUAAAAAUGAUACCAAAGAAGGCAUUUUAGAAGAGGAUCCCCCAGGUCUUAUAUGGAAUAAUGGAGUUGCUAGAUUACAAGGCAGCACUCUUCAAUUUCAGACCAAUGAGUUUGGGCUCAUAGACUUGCUAGAUGGCAGUGAUCGGGAAGAAGUGGGUAACCAUUCAAAAUACCAAACCCCGGCAAAGCCACGAAACAAAAAACCCCUCUCUCCUGAAGAUUUGUUCCGCUGUGAAUGUUGCGGCUGUCAUGGCAUGGCGGCAGAGUUUAUUACCCCCACGUUCUGCAGUGCUGCCUGCCAGUCUGAAGUAGAAAAAGCCUUACAAAAGAAAAAGGAUAGGGAACGUAUUGACUUGGUCAAAAAAAAGAAUAAGAUUAAGAAGUUGCUGAUGAGGAAGCAACUGUCAGAAUCUGAUAUUCCUACAGAAGCUAAAGAAGACAAAAUAUUGCUAAAGCAUUAUGAUUCAAUGCCAGCUGACCAGCUAUCAGAGGCUGCAUUACUGAAAAUCAGCGAGGAUUUAGUGGAAAACGAGAAGUACCCCUGGAUGUGUGGAAAGAAUGGCUUCUCAUGGAUGCGAUACCUCGAUAUUUGUAAAGCAAAAGCUGCUCCUGUUAAACUCUUCAAGAACCCAUUCCCUUACACUAGAAACGGAUUUAAAGUUGGAAUGCGACUAGAAGCUAUAGAUCCACAGCAUCCUUCACUGUUCUGUGUCGUUUCUGUUGCUGAAGUACAAGGAUACAGGAUACGACUUCACUUCGACGACUUCCCAGAUGUCUAUGACUAUUGGGUGAAUGCAGACUCUGUGGAUAUAUUCCCCCCCGGCUGGUGUGAAAAGAAUGGGCGGUCAUUGAAGCCGCCGGGUAAAAUGUCUUCGUCUAGUUUCACGUGGCCGCUGUAUUUGAAACAGUUGAGAGCAGUCGCCGCACCUAGGAACUUAUUUCCACAUAUAACAGCUGCGGUGUUCAAACCACACUGUUUCCGUGUGGGUAUGAAGUUGGAGGCUGAAGAUCGCAAGAAUGACCUAGUAUGCGUGGCGUCCAUUGCUGACGUCUUGGACAAUAGGAUGCUGAUCAACUUUGACUCUUGGGAUGAAAUGUACGACUUCUGGGUGGACCCGACCUCACCCUACAUACAUCCUGUAGGAUGGGCUGAAGAAAACGGAAUCCCUUUGACGCCGCCCAAUUUUUACAAAGAUCCUGACACAUUUUCGUGGGAGAACUAUUUGGCGGAGACGGGAGCAUCUCCGGCACCAUCACGCGCCUUCAAGCCUCGGCCGCCCCAGGGAUUCAAGCCUGGCAUGAAGCUGGAGGUGGUGGACAAAAGGGUGCCUUUCCUCAUCCGAGUGGCCACGAUCAUUGCUGUAAAGGGGCACCAAGUGCAAGUAUCUUUCGAUGGCUGGCCAGAAGAAUUGGCGUGCUGGUUCGAUGAUGAUUCCCCAGACUUGCAUCCAGUUGGUUGGUGUCUCAAAACAGGACAUCCACUAGAACCACCACUCACUGCAGAAGAAUUGCGGAUUGUGGGUCCUUGCGGCGUGGGUGGAUGUCGCGGGCUCGGGUCUGUGCGUGGUGGCGCGCACAAGCACCACGCGGCGGCCUCCGCCUGCCCCUACCGAGAGCCACCAUCGCGCGCGCCCGACCGCCUCGCCGAGCGGGACGCUGACCACGCUCUACCUAGGGAACGCAGAGUGCUCACCAAACAGCCCAAGGCAAACUCAAUACACACGAGUACUCCCACUAGCGAUACUAAAGAGAGACCAAGAGGCAGGCCCCCGAAACAUAAGCGCAUUGAAGAAGUUGCCAAGAAUGAUCCGGGUUCGGACGACGACUCGCUGUCGAGCGGUGGCGGCAAACGAUGGCGCAGCGGUCGGUCAGACACACGCACGCUGCGCACGUACUCGCGCGCCUCGCUGUGCGCGCCCGACCGCGCCUCGUGCGUACCCGCGCCGCCGCCCGCCCCGCUCCGCGACCAUCUCGCCACUCACCUCGCCGCGCACCUCUCAGCACUCGCGCUACCACAUGAUCCUACUAUUUGGACACAGAGCGACGUGGUGGCAUUGGUGAGUCGGAUAGCUGGCGAGGCGGCGGGCGCGGCGGCGGCGGCUGCGCGGCUGUCUGGCGCGGAGCUGGUGAUGGCGUCGCGUGACGAGCUCGUGCAGUGCGUGCGCCUGCGCCUGGGGCCCGCCGUCAAGAUCUACAGCGCCAUACGACAGCUCCGCGAGAACUAUACGUGAUCGCGCGCCAUCGCUAGGGCCAUCCUCAUGCUCGUAUGAAGCGAUGUGUGCCGCUAGUGACGUGCCAUACCUAACGUACCAAACUAACUGUGUAUAUAAUGCUCAACUCUGUGUUGCUAAGUUAACCUUGUGCUCAUUGUGUUAUAUGAAAGACCCUCGAAAACAUUUAAAAUCAUAUAAAACUGAGUGUUGCACAUUCUAAAGUUAAUUUCUAUGGUGUCACAUUGAUGAUGUAGUGUAUUAUGUUUGUUACCGUUAUAGGGAUGGGAUGGAUUACGAGUUUAGUUAUUAUGAUUUCGUGCUCAUUUAUAUAUUUGCAGCAUUAAUUGUGUUGAGUAGUUUGUGGAAAUUAUGAGAUAUUGCUUUAUUGGCCAAAUUAGAUUUCAUACAAGUGCUUGGUCUUAGUAUUUGUUGUGACUGUUGUAAUAUUUAAGAAUUUAGUCUAAUAAAGCUAUAUUAUUUUUAAAUUACAAUUCUCAGCCAAUCAAACAGAAUGUAUCAAAAUUUUGAAAAUGAGUAAUGUGUACCAUAAGUUAUUGAUUUGAUUGUUUGUAUCAAGCAAUAUUUAAUAAUACAUAUAUUAUAUUUUAGCACAAAACACUAAGAUUUAAAUGAGGCUUUAAUUGCGGAGGUUGUGAUUGUAUGCAAUCUUAGUGUCGUGACUUUGAAUAGAAAUUAUUUAGGAAAUUUAUAAUAACAUCUACAUUUUAGACAACGGAGAUCAAAAUGUAUCUAUCAAAAAUUAAUGUGUUAUUUUUUUAUACAUGUGGGUGUAAACAAUUUGUAAAAGCUGUCUAUCAAUAUACAAUUAUAAUAAACCAGCUUUUCUUGGUACCAUAAUUAGUAGGACACUUACUACUUACCUACUCUAAUAUAAUACAUGUCUGAUAUGAUUUUCCAUAUAUAUAUUGCUAAAGUAUUUAUCUCAUGACAAGAAUGAGAAAUGGAAUAAUAAUAUUUGUUUCUUAAAAUUACACUACACCCUAGCAUUAUUAAUGUCUGUAGUUUAUUUGAUAAUUGAAUAUCUGAGCAGUUUUUUAAAGGACACAAUGUUGUAUUUUGUAAAUAUUAAGACCAUGUACAUAAUAUUUAGUGCAAUGUAGUGUUAAUGUUAUUUUUACUUUGUCACCUCUUUGUAAUGUCUUAAAUACAGAAACGUUUUUAGUUCAUUUAAAUAGACAGUCUUUAUUAGUCAGUGUUAGUUGAAUAUUACUUAAUAAUUUAUGAAAUAUCUCUUCGAGUUUAUUUUAAAGAGUUAGGAAAUUAGUUAUAGACAAGAAUGGAAUUUUAUUUGGUUUUAACAAUCAUGUAUUGUUUAUUGUCUAAUCUAAAUUAAUAGAAAACUAAAAUAUGUGUUUUAUUAACAGUGAUGUAGGCAAAUAUAAGACUUGUUGAAAGAUGAUGUGUUAAUAAACAGCUAAUGAUGGAUUAGAUCUAAAGUGUAAAAUAUUUAUUUUGAAAGUGUCUAGAAAAUAUGUAUUGAAAUCCAAAUUAUUUUGGGUUACUUUUUAUUUUUACAAAGAGUGUCCCUAUGCUUUCAAGGGAAAUUAUAUUUGUGACUAUUUGUAAAUAUUAUAAUAGGCUGCUGUAAUGUUUUCUAAAGCGCCACAUUUGUACAUAGUGCUGCGUACGGAUAUUGAUGUAAGUUUUUACACAAUGACGACUAGUUAGUAUUAUAGUGCCAUUGUCUUUGGCACCAAAUAUUUUAUUGUUACUCUGUAAUUUAAUAAAAACUCUGAAAGUA